AUGCCCACCAGGCGAACACACACGAAGUCUCGCCUGGGUUGCAGCCAGUGUAGAAAAAGACGCGUCAAAUGCGAUGAGCUGCUCCCGCAAUGCUCCUCGUGCGUUCUGCGCGGCGAGAGCUGCGUCUACCUGAGAUUCCCAACCAAAUCAACCCCUGUUGCAACCUCCAAAGCAGCUGCACUCCACGCCAGUCCCACGUCAACAUCAGAGGCAGAGACUGGCAACGACUCCCCAGCUCCUAUCAACAUGUAUCAGGACAGUCCAGAUGAAGAGUCUUGGAACCCAAAUAGAGUGCGCGAGCUGGAGCUGCUCCAUCACUGGUGCAUGAAAACAUCCAACAGUUUUACUCCAGAGUUGGUGGGCUUACUCCAGGACUAUCUCGUCAAGGAGGCUUUGAACAAUACACACCUUAUGGAGGCUCUUUUAGCACUGGCGUCAUUUCACAUCGCCUGCGAAACAAAUGAUUCAGCUGUGUCUCGCGACUUUACAGGCACAGGCAUGAGUUACCAGACCAGGGCCAUAGCAGGCUUACGUGCUGUCCUCGGCUCUGUCUCACCUGAGAACUGCGAUCCAAUCUUUGCAUCAUCUGUACUCAUCAUGGUAUGCGUCAUGGUGUCCCCCUUCUUGCCUGUUGGUCACAGCCGGACUUUCAACUUCGUCGCCGAAGCAAUUCUUCCACUCGCCGACAUUUUACGCGGACUUGGCCUUGUCAUCGAAACAUCUCAACGCAGAGUGCAACAAGGUCGUCUCAGUGGCAUGUUCAACGUUACCUGGCCGAGUCUACCAUAUUCAGCGGUGUCAUCCACGAUAGAAAACCUACGCAAACUGAAUGCGAGCGUUUCUGACUCCUCCACUACAUGCGUGUUUGAGCAUGCCAUCCAAGCUCUUGAGCAGAGGAUCUUAGACAACAGUGCUGUAUUUCCGUGGAUAGCACUGACAGGGUUGGAAUACAUCGAACACCUCAAGAUGCAGAAUGGCGUUGCACUGGCUAUUUUCAUGGUCUGGGGUGCUCUGAUGAGCAUGGCAGACAACAUGUGGUGGGGGAGGUUUUCAGGGAAGAACUUGGUAAACGAAACGUCCAUCAUACUAAGUUCAAAGGGCGAGAGGUACGCAUGUGUCGUAACAUGGUGCCGGCGAGAAGUCGGAUUAAGCGAAACUUCUUGA
Messenger RNA from Ascochyta rabiei, 1164 nucleotides. RefSeq lists its product as uncharacterized. Bases 1 to 1164 code for a protein of 387 amino acids. Lineage: Eukaryota; Fungi; Ascomycota; Dothideomycetes; Pleosporales; Didymellaceae. The record is from RefSeq and is a predicted model, not a curated record. Gene Ontology annotation, biological process: regulation of transcription by RNA polymerase II. Gene Ontology annotation, molecular function: DNA-binding transcription activator activity, RNA polymerase II-specific; zinc ion binding. The transcript has a single exon.